Messenger RNA from Lytechinus pictus (painted urchin), 3702 nucleotides. RefSeq names its product E3 ubiquitin-protein ligase Midline-1-like. The record is from RefSeq and is a predicted model, not a curated record. NCBI's taxonomy places the organism in Eukaryota, Metazoa, Echinodermata, Echinoidea, Temnopleuroida, Toxopneustidae. The coding region runs from base 147 to 2039 and encodes 630 amino acids. Gene Ontology annotation, molecular function: zinc ion binding; protein binding; ubiquitin protein ligase activity. Gene Ontology annotation, biological process: protein monoubiquitination. The transcript has 2 exons.
GCACAAAGUCAUAUUGUAAUAGGAAUUUCGCACACACAGUCAUUUCGCGACGUGCACAAUAAUUAUGUAUAUACUCGUAGCUAUCUCUCACAACUAAGUAGUACUCAGUUUCGUUGAAAUAGUUUGACUUUAGAAUUUAUGUAGCAAUGGCUGAAAAGAUUGAAAUAGAGAAAGCCUUUAGUUCUUCGCAGGACCUGAUAUGUCCGCUAUGUCUUGAUAUUUUUGAUGAACCAACGAUCCUGACGUGUGGACACACUUUCUGUCGAAAGUGUCUCAAGAAAUAUGAUCUGACCCACCAGGACAUUGACCACAUGGUCUGUCCUCUCUGCAGGGAGAUCACCAAGUUGUCUGCCAACCGUGUCGACGAUCUCCGCCUCAAUGUCUCCAUCAACGGAUGCGUAGACGAUUACAACGCCAAGUGUGGAGGGAUGAAUGGAGUCCUUGAGUUGCGUCCAAAAUGUACGGCUUGCAAGCUUCAGCAAGACGCUGUCUCCUUCUGCAGAACAUGUAAUAACUACAUAUGUGAUAAAUGUUUACAACCUCACCAGUACAUGAUCAUGUUUGAAGAUCACGAGAUUAUCUCCGUGGAGGAUGUCAUCGAAGGGAAGGUCAGCAUUGGUCAUCAAUUUGAGAAAUGCUCCAUCCACAAACAAGAGAACAAAGAUAUGUUUUGUGAUGAUUGCAAGGUCCGUGUCUGUCUCAGGUGCGUGGUCGUUGGUCAUAAGGUCCAUAACAUCAAGAACCAGUCUGACUUCGAGCAUGAGUUGAGGCGAAAGGUGACAGCCCUUGCCCAGCAAUGUGCAGCUAAGAAAGCUGAGAUGGAAAAGAACAUUCAGAAUAUAGAAUUACAGCGUCAUGAGGUACACACUGCCAUGCAGAAACUGCUAGAUGAUGUCAGCCAGGCGUACAGCAUCAAGGUUAAAGAGCUGGAAGGAAAUCUUCAAGAUCUCAUCGAGCAAAUAAAUGAAUUGAAGCGAAGUUUCGAGGAUGAUCUCAACAUCCUAAAAUCCAAGGAACGACAGAGGAUCAAGAGCAUUUGUAGUUCGAUUACAUUGGUAGAUAAUGACAGACUGGGUCAUCUUGAGACAGAUAGUCUUUCUGCUCAUAAUUUGAUAUGUGAUGAGCUAGGUGCCAUGCUGAAAGAGGUUACCGAUCGCACUACUGCGGAAGUUAUUACAAAGAAAGCACAGGAGAAGAGAUUGAAUCCUGGUGAUAAAUCUUGUCUUGACCUCGGCUGCAUCUCGGGAUCAGAUCCCAAGUUAGAAAUCAUGAAGUGUAUUGAUCUACGGGGACAAAUUAUUGGAAUGACAGCUUACACUCAUACCAGUGUGGCCAUCGUAUAUGGGGGUAAUGCACGAGGUAUUGAUAUCAUUGAUACAGCUGGUGGAACGGAGCGGUAUACAAACAUACCACAUGACGUGGGUUAUGAAGAUAUUGGGAUUCAACGAGACGGUGCAUCAUGUGUCUCGACUGGUCGUACAGAAGCACACGUGUAUUCUCCCGAUGGCUCCAGGAAAGCAACAAUCAACGUGAGUGGGACUGGUUAUUAUCUCACACUGAACAGAAGUCCAUCAAAUGAGAUCCUCAUUGCUAACGCUGCCAACAAAGUCUACAUCUAUGACCCGACUGGAUCUACUCUCAAACACACUGUUCCAACAAAGCACAGGACAUGGCAGGUAUCAUCCACCAGGUUGGGUUUGAUCGUCACCAGUUCAUGUUAUUUCACCAAUCCAAGCGUGGUGACAGUCUAUGACAGGGAUGGGAAUGCUGGUGAGUCUCUACAAGCUCCACAGGAUGUCUACCUGUAUGCUGCCGUGGAUGAGCAGGACAGGGUGUAUAUAGCGAGUGUUGAUAAGAAGAAUAGGAAGGUGGUGAUCAGGCUCUAUGAUCUUGAUGGUCUGAACCUGAAGGAAAGGAUUGAGUUUAAUGCACUUGAUAUGACAUUGGGCUGGGAUUGGUGUUACUUGGUUUCCCUCUCUCCGGACCUACUCGCCUUUGCUUCUGGCAAGAAGUUAUAUUUCAUUAAGGUAUUGCUGUAAUAAAGAGUAUCUCACUAGUGUGUAUAACAUGAACUAUUACUUUUUAUGCGAUUAUUUAUAGUGUAUCUGAAAUGAGAAUCCAAUAUGUUUGUAAACACCUUUCUGAAUUUGUUUACAUUUUCUGAUGUGCAUAUACACAUAACUUUAAACACGAAUCGAAAAAACGUUCAUACACAUAAAAUAAUUUCAUGAAUGUAACUCGAGUAUCAAAAAGACCAUCAUUUUUAAUUAUUUCUUGAAUCUGAAUUAACCACACAGAAAAAGAAAUGGCACGUUGUUUAAGCCUGUCACUCUAAUAACAAGUUGUUUCAGGCUUUCUUUGUAAUUUUUUAAACAUUUUAAACAACUAGUUUUUAAGUUGUUUUAAAAAUAAACAGAUGCUUAAAGAGUUUAACAGUAGUUGUUAGAGUGACGGGCUUAAACAAAGUGCUUGAAAUCUUAAAUAGCGUUUUCAGUGUAUUGCUGUUUUUGUCAUUCAACUCGUGUAAUUAACAUGAUUAAGCUACAGCGUUUAAUAUUUUGGGGUCUCUGUUAUAGAGAAUUAGAUGAAAGACUAAUAUAUUAAACGAACUUUAUAUUUUGUGAGUGUCAAGAUUUGUCUUUUGGAAAUUGUGUACAAUCGAUUAGCUGUUUUGUUGCAAGCCAGUCUAUAUUAGUUGUGGAUAUACGUAAAUGAUCUCGAAAUCUUAGAUUUUUCUGCCCAGUCUAUAUGAUGUGAAGGAAUUAAAGGCCUAAUAAUCACGGAUAUCAGCUAAAUUCUUUCCGAUUCGACCAUAAACCCAUUAAUCUGAAUAGGGCUAUAUUUCUAUUUAUGUGGAAUGUAUAGUCAUCACAAGCCGAUUCCUACAUAAUUUUCUUUUUAUGAAAUAUGACUUACAGGAACAUUAUUAUAUUUAUUUUAUAAUAAAACGCCUUACUGAAUGAUAGUAUGUUAUAAACAGCCACUAGAAAUUCUACGAUAUUAACAUAUCCAAAUUUCACGAGGGGCAUCAUUAUGGUUCAAAUAACCUGGUUUGGUUUGCUGUUGUUGUUUUGCCUUUAUUCAGAAUUCAGUACAUCAUAAUAUAACAAGGGAUAAGUACUUAAGAACUUAAUAUUUUCAUACAUUGCACAUGAUGAUACGUUUUUUUUAUGUUAGAUUGAAAAAUCAAUGAAAAAGACGGUGGCUUGUAGAGUUUCCAGAAGAAGAAGAUCAUAAUUUUCAUGAAAUCAAAUAAUUUAAUCAAAGAAUCAUAAAAAAGAAUAUUUUGAGCAUCAUUGAAAUCAAUGAAAAUCAAGAUGAUUUGAAUAAAGGUUUUCUUAUAAAACAUAAGAAAAUGUGAAUGGGUUACAUCAUGCCAAUAUAGCACGGUGUAUUUUAUUAAAAUUUCUUAAUAUAAAAAUGAUGAAUAUCGGACUACGUGUUUAUUGCCGUUUGUUUCAUAACGCCCUCUUUCGAGAGAAUCCGGACAUGCUCUACGAACAACGUGAGAAUCAUAGAGAUGGGUAUUUUUCCCACCUCUCUGAUGAGAAAGUAUCUCUUGGAAACGGAUUCUAUCCAAAAAUUAAAAGAUUAUACAUUAAAAUAUAUUUUCUUGAGACUUGAGAAAACCAAUUAUAAUAUUUUUUGCUUUAGAAUAGUUUUUGAAAAGAAAACAAACACAAAAGCACAUAGUUGUCCAGC